AUGGAAACUCCCAGCGAAACUCGGUCAGCUCCUAUCCCAUUACGAUCGGAACAAGACCACGCUUGGAUUGAGGAAAAUGGUGAACCAAACCUAGCUUCGCUUCAAGGUCUGAAGCCUACCGAUCGAGGAUGGGAUGCAUGGGUCGUGCUCAUUGCCGGGUUUGUCUUUGAAGCCUUGUUUUGGGGGUUCCCCAUGUGUUUCGGCGUCUUCCAGAAUCACUACUCGCAUAUACCAGAAUUCCAGGACGAUAGCCACAAUAUCGCCCUCAUUGGCACACUAGCCCAGGCUCUCUAUUAUCUCGGUGCUCCAUUUUCUGCGCUAGCCACGAAGCGUUUUCCAAGAUAUCAAAGGCUGCAAAUCUGGAUUGGUUGGCCCAUGUGUAUCUUGGGGUUGUUAACAGCUUCCUUUGCGUCCUCGGUCAGCGGACUUAUUGUUACGCAGGGGCUUCUCUACGGCCUCGGGUUCGUGAUCCUGACUUACCCUAUCGUCAGCAUGAUUAACGAAUGGUGGGUUGCACGAAAAGGCAUGGCAUUUGGCCUAAUAUCGGCGGCCUCAGGAGCCACUGGCGCGGCUAUGCCGUUUAUUAUCCAGACGCUCUUGGAUACUUAUGGCUAUCGAACGACUCUGAGAGCUUGUGCAGUUGCAAUGUGCAUUCUGACCGGUCCUAUCAUUCCCGUAUUUCGAGGUCGUCUCCCACCGUCUGAGCAAGCAAGUCUGGCUAGGUCUGACUGGCGGUUUUUGAAGCGACCACUUUUCUGGGUCUACGGGUUAGCCAUCUUGGUCCAAGGAUUCGGAUUCUUCUUCCCCAUUGAAUUUCUGCCAUCGUACGCGACUUCCAUUGGGCUGAAGUCUAUCAAGGGAGCUCUUCUUCUCGCUCUCAUGUCCAUCGCCCAAGUUCUAGGCCAGUUCGCUUUUGGGUACAUGUCGGACAAGAACCUAUCCGUAGGUGUCCUCGCCACGUCUUGCUGCGUGUCGGCGGCGGCAGCAUCGCUGGCCCUCUGGGGUCCCGCUGACGCCUUGUGGUCUCUCAUCGCAUACAGCCUCAUCUACGGCUUCUUUGCAUUUGCGUUCGGCACUCUGCGCGUCGCAAUGGGCAGGGAAGUCAGCGACGAUCCAUCUGCUGUCUUCGCGACCUAUGCAAUUUUUGUAUUUUUGCAGGGGGUUGGGAAUGUGCUUGUGGGCCCGAUCAGUGCCGCAUUAACGGCUUCGAAGGCGGUGUCGCGUGGGCAUUAUGGUGCCGGGAAAUACGAUGGGGUAGUCAUCCUUACAGGCACGACAUCUUUCCUUGCUGCACUCAUCAUAGUGUUCUGGAAAACCUAUGCAAAAGUGUUGGCGUUUUAG
Scedosporium apiospermum is the source of this 1341-nucleotide messenger RNA. RefSeq lists its product as uncharacterized. Gene Ontology annotation, molecular function: transmembrane transporter activity. The transcript is spliced from 2 exons. Gene Ontology annotation, biological process: transmembrane transport. Lineage: Eukaryota; Fungi; Ascomycota; Sordariomycetes; Microascales; Microascaceae. Gene Ontology annotation, cellular component: fungal-type vacuole membrane. The coding region runs from base 1 to 1341 and encodes 446 amino acids. The record is from RefSeq and is a predicted model, not a curated record.